Messenger RNA from Racocetra persica, 186 nucleotides. NCBI's taxonomy places the organism in Eukaryota, Fungi, Glomeromycota, Glomeromycetes, Diversisporales, Gigasporaceae. The record is from the annotation of a GenBank genome assembly.
UGGAUUGUUGUGGUUUGCCAGGAUGGAGCGCCCAACCCAGACCGGAUACAACUACCACCUGGGUAUGGAAAACAUUUGAUCUUGCCCUAAAGGUUUGGGGGAUUAGUAAUAAUUUAAUAUCUAAUAAAGUUAAUAUUCAUUAUUAUGACAGUGAUCUUCCAAGUGAACAAAUUGCGUUAAUGUCUU